Messenger RNA from Solea senegalensis (Senegalese sole), 2855 nucleotides. Its product is annotated as choline-phosphate cytidylyltransferase B-like. Lineage: Eukaryota; Metazoa; Chordata; Actinopteri; Pleuronectiformes; Soleidae. Gene Ontology annotation, molecular function: phosphatidylcholine binding; choline-phosphate cytidylyltransferase activity. Gene Ontology annotation, biological process: CDP-choline pathway. The transcript has 8 exons. The record is from RefSeq and is a predicted model, not a curated record. The coding region runs from base 494 to 1579 and encodes 361 amino acids.
CACAGCAUGUUUGCCCUUUUUACACUGUUAAUCAGCAUGCUUGUCCAUAUUUACGCAUGCUCUAAACAGGCUUGAUGAAAUGGGUCAGUAUAUUGAUCAUAGCUGUGGCUUUAACAAAUCAAUAUGAUGUACAGUUUUGGUGUUGGCUUAUAUCCUAAGCUGUUUUCAGAAUAGUUUUGAAAGAGGUAUUGUUCUCCUUUCAGAAUGGGGGUAACAAUAAGUGUCACUGUAGUACAAUAGGCAGAAUGUACAGCCUAAUUAUGACCAUAUGGUCUGCUCUGCGGUCUCCUCUGUGGACUGUGGUCCACAGUUGUCGGAGCUCAUCAGUGGUGAGCAGCUGAUCUGUGAUUUGAACCUGGACUGGACUGAACAGACGGACUGCGGUCGCUCCGCCGCACUGGAACAAAAGCAGCCAGAUUGAAGCUGUGCAGUGAAGGCAGACACUAUAUUAACAUCAGAUCUUUAUAUUGUCUGGUGUUUCUUUCUGGACAUCAUGGUGAAACAGCGGCGCGUCAGGGCUCAUCCCUGUUGUGGAGUUGUUGCGCCUCUAUGUUGCAGAAGAGGAUCGAUGAAGACUCUGACAGAGCCAGCCAUAUUUGCCAGGGAGACGAGUUGUGACUGUCUCGCCCCACACGAGAAACUCACCAUCGCUCAGGCUCGCAGAGGAACCCCAGUGGACCGGCCCGUCAGAGUCUACGCCGAUGGCAUCUUUGACCUGUUCCACUCCGGACAUGCUCGUGCUCUCAUGCAGGCCAAGAACCUCUUCCCCAACACCUACCUCAUAGUAGGAGUGUGCAGUGACGAGCUGACCCACAAAUACAAGGGUUUCACCGUCAUGACGGAGCACGAGCGCUACGAGGCACUGAGGCACUGUCGCUACGUGGACGAGGUUCUGCGAGACGCGCCGUGGACCCUCACACCCGAGUUCCUUGAGAAACACAAGAUCGAUUUUGUGGCUCACGAUGAUAUCCCAUACUCCUCAGCAGGAAGUGAGGAUGUUUAUAAACACAUCAAGGAGGCAGGAAUGUUUGUGCCGACACAACGCACAGAGGGAAUCUCCACAUCUGACAUCAUCACCAGAAUCGUCAGAGACUACGACGUCUACGCCCGGCGGAACCUUCAACGCGGAUACACGGCCAAGGAGCUCAACGUCAGCUACAUCAACGAGAAGAAGUACCGACUCCAGAACCAGGUGGAUCGCAUGAAGGAGAAAGUUCGCACGGUGGAGGAGAAGAGCAAACACUUUGUGUACCGCGUGGAGGAGAAGAGCCACGACCUCAUACAGAAGUGGGAGGAGAAAUCCCGGGAAUUCAUCGGCAACUUCCUGGAACUUUUUGGACCCGAUGGAACAUGGAAACAGGUGUUCCAGGAGCGCAGCGGUCGAAUGCUGUCCUACGCCCUGUCUCCCAGGGAGUCGCCGUGCAACAGCCCUCCCCGCGAACUGUCCCCCCUCCGCUCGCCCUCACCCCCGUCCCCCCCCACACGUUGGCACAGUGCGCGGCCUUCGCCCCCGACCUCCCCGAAAGGGGCGUCCGCGUCCAUCAGCAGCAUGAGUGAAGGGGACGAGGACGAGAAGUAGAUGGACAAACACAUGCAAACACCUCACUCACAGUUCGCUGCCUGAGAACUGCUCACACACACACGCACGCACACACACACACACUGACUGGACACUGAAACCCUAAUCCUCCAGGAUGUUGAUCUGCAGAAGACGGUGGUCAUGGGAGAGUAGUUCUGACCUUCCGUGGUAAGAAGCGAUCACUGUCUCUGUUGUCGGGGGCAACACAGGAAACAGAAGACAGACGGAGAGGAUUUAUGUACACAGUGUCAUGGAUCACAAGGAAGCCCAGAGUCCUUUGGAUUUGCUUGGGAUAGUCCAGCACUGAUAGAGACUGUCUGUCCCACAGCAGCCUGCUCAUAACCUCACCUCACUGCUUUUGUCUUGCUCUCUUCGGUUUAGUAUCUUCGUAGGCGGGGACGUCGAGGCUUUUCGGAGCGACUGUGACCUGUAGACGUAGAAGAGGCACAUCGUUACACAAACACUGUGUCUGGCGUUCAGUUCAGCGGCUCGUGUGAACUGGAUUCACCAUCACUGUGUAACUUUGUCGGUUAGGGAUUAAGCUUAAGGCGCUACACGCUCCGUAGAACAGCAGAGGUGUCACAGUGGCACGCAAUUACGUAGUCAGUGCUUGUAUGCGGCAUUUUUUCAUCAAAGGUCCAGUCUGUAAAAGAAAAAGAAGAAAUUGAAGAUACAAUUAUUAUACUGAAUUGUGACUUUUUAAUUCGCCCAAAUACGCCAGACUCCUCUGUUAUAUAUUAAGAUUUUAGAAAUUUCAUGUCUAAAUGUUGGAGAUUAACAUAUGUUUUCAGGAUUUUUAACUGAUUGACAUUGUUUGGUUUGAUUCUUGUGUCAACACUCUCUGCCAAUCAGUCUGUCGACGUCAGAUUAAAGUACCAGGUACCAGGUACUAGCCCUAAUGGAAAAGUCAAAUAAACUGAGUAGAGUCGAGGCGUGCUAGAGCUGUAUAAUGGAAAAGCGCCAAUAGUGUAGGUUCUCGAACACAAUGGAGGGCAGAGUGAGGGAUAUUCAGCUCCAACAUGCAACAUCCACCAAUGAAUUUUACACGCUGCACCUUUAAUGAAUGUAGAAAGAGUGAUUCACAGUCUGUAAUUCUGUUCAAUUAUUUAUACCCAUGUUAAGUAUGGACCAGUGUACUGUACCUAGUCUUUAAAUGUCCACCUGAUUGUGAUCAUUUAACGUAGCUUCUUGAACGUAACCAGCCAUCACGACCCCUCCCGGAGCAUAAACGUAACGACUCACUCACACACUCACACACACACACACACACAAAAAC